Asterias rubens (European starfish) is the source of this 3455-nucleotide messenger RNA. RefSeq names its product run domain Beclin-1-interacting and cysteine-rich domain-containing protein-like. Lineage: Eukaryota; Metazoa; Echinodermata; Asteroidea; Forcipulatida; Asteriidae. Bases 175 to 3363 code for a protein of 1062 amino acids. Gene Ontology annotation, cellular component: intracellular membrane-bounded organelle. The record is from RefSeq and is a predicted model, not a curated record. Gene Ontology annotation, molecular function: phosphatidylinositol phosphate binding. The transcript has 21 exons.
GCCACGGCCGAUCAACGUAAACACAACAAUAUUUCACGUUUUAUAUAGAAAUUGUUUGAAAUUAUUUAGUUUUAUGUGAUGGAAAUGGUAGUCCCCACCUCUGUGAUCAGUUGAUUUAAUGGUAUAUCAUUAGACGACACUUGAAAUAGACGCCCCAUGGGAGGUUGAAGAACCAUGGCAGAACCAGAAAGUGGCCAUCAAGAAACUCAAAAUGCGAGUAAACAAGAACACCAAGAGCUUCUGUGGGGGUUAAAGUUCACCGUGGAGGGAUUGUUGGCGGCACAUACAACCAAUGUGUGGUCAACCUAUGGAGGACUGACAAGGCUUUGUUGUCAUCUUGAUAAAGUCAUGUGUCAUCGUUUGAGACAUCCUAAAGGAACAUCUUUUGUAGUGCAGGAGGACUACUGGGAUUUUGUCUUGGGGUUGCGGCAGCUACAGCCUGUUUUAGCGCCCUCUGUUGACCGCAUACAUCGUCAGGCGGGUGAGCAAGGCGUCGACCGAGGUGGGAUGUGGCUUAGGACUAGUCUGGAGGCCCAUACCUUAGCGUCUCAACUCAGACUCCUCGUUGACGAUAACGAACAUCUCAGCAAAUAUUAUUAUGAUGAUGCCUUCCUAUGUAGCCAAGCUCACUUCCAAGCUCUGUACAUCUGUCUCCUAUCGGUUGAACAGAAUAAUGCAUCUAUUCUUGCUGAUUUGGAUCCUAUGCUGCUGUCGUGCAUGUUUUGUCAUUCGUUACUACCAGCAAGCAGUCAACAGAGAAACUUAUCCGCAAGGAAUCCCACAGCUGAAAUGCCGAUUCACCCUCAAUCUCACCGAAAACUCUCUGCAUCCGCAGAAGCAGUCGAACCCCCGGCAUUCGCAUCACCAAAAACAGAAAGCAUCUUGACAAUGUCAGACGAGCAUGCUCAGCCUAACAUUCAGAUCUUAGACAGGCGGCAGUCUGAGUCAGCACGAACGAUGCUUCUCUCACUGUUGGAUAAUACCUCCUUAAGCUCAGUGGGAAAAGUCCGCUCCGUGGAUGACAUCCCGAAAACCGUCAACGACCCUCUGAUGAAUAUGGAAUUCCCAACGAACGAUAAAGCUGCAUCUCCGCCACAGCGAAAGGUUCUCAGACACGCCAAAACCAUAAGUAGCCUGCCAAGUUACGCUCAUCAAAACAGAGAAUCAAAACUAUUGUUUGAUUGCGGUUCACCACCUUCAGAGAAUACCUUGCCGGGUAGCUUGGGGUCUCUUGGAUCCGUCAAUGAGGAUGAUUCCUUGAGAAACACCUGUAAGUGUAUUGUAAAGACUAAGAGUAGAUCGUUCAGCGACUCGGCUGAGCGGGAAAGUCUGAACUCGGCUGGGAGUCUAAGUACGGAGUCUUUGAACGCAACGCAGUGCGAACGAUGUGGGAUGUCGAUUUCACCACUAACCCAGAACGCCGUCAGACUCCGGCGUAAACUUGGAACAGCUUCAAGUCCUCCAAAGGCGAGGAAUAGUUUAUAUAAAACCCAGAAAUCACUCAGACAUUCUCAGAGUAGUCUCGCCUUGGUCGAUAAUGGAGUGAAGAGGAAGGCGUUGUAUACUCAUUCCAGAUCCAAGUCUGAGAUCUUGAAACCUCCAUCGAGUGACAUAAGAGGUGCUACAGCGGAUUUAGAUUCAUCCAGUAACAACAUGAGUAACUCGCUGCCGUCUGAUGGUCACAUUGCGCCACCUCGUAAAACAAGUUUAUUGGAAUCAGGAAUGGUUUCAGCGGCUACCGAGUGUUACUUCCCUCAGCCUGCCCAGGGACAAUCUCUCAUGAGCUUUCUAUCCUCUAGAGAUUUUGAGAGGAUUCCAGAGUUAGAUAGGGAGAAUGCUCAUUUUAGCAUCUCAGAGGCCAUUAUUGCAGCAAUAGAACAGAUCCGAUGCAGGAAACAUCACAGAUCCGUUUCCGAUCACGAGUCAGAUGCUUCAGAUGAAGAAAUUCAACAUCUUAAACAACGUAUCAGACUCCGACGUACGGAGAAGAGACGAGAUAAGAUGAGAGGAAGGACCUCUGUUAUCUGGACUAAUGAAAACUGUAACGAUAGUGGGAUGAACACUUUAACAAGCUCAAAUACAACCUUAACAUCUAGUAGUGCCAACAGUACACCACAUGACACAACAACAGAAAGUGAGGAAGACUCUUCCGAUAGCAGUGAUUCCGUAGAGGAGUUUGAGUUGUCAGAUUCUCAGCCUUCUAACCUUCUCAUAAUGCAGCAGAUGGGAUUAAGCCCAUCGUUAGCUUCCCUGUACUCCGAUGCUGAUAUUUGUCGACAAACAUCUCCCCAGCUUGCCUCCAAUGAGUUAAGUCCAGUUAGUGGAGUGAAUUGUAAUACACUGUCAGCAGAGUCUGUCGCCCUCUGUCUACUAAGAAAGUUCUCUGCUAAGCAGUUACCAGCAGCCUCCGAGCUACAGUGGCUGGUGUCUGAACAAGAUGCACCACAAGCUCUUCUACCGAUGCCAAAGUCUCUACCAGUCUCCCCUGAUGACGGAGAAAACUCUGAUAUAUACACAAAGAAAACGACUCGUCUUCGUGGGAAUGCAGAGUGGGCACCUCCUCGAGCCCAAAUAAUAUUUAAUGUCCAUCCACCACCAAAGAGAAAAGUUUUAGUUGCUAAGCAGAACUACCGUUGUGCUGGUUGUGGCAUGAGAGUUGAAAGAGGUUUUGCCAAGAGACUACGAUACUGCGAGUAUCUCGGUAAAUACUUUUGUCAUUCUUGUCACGGCAACUCCACUGCUGUUAUACCGGGACGAGUCCUACGGAAGUGGGAUUUCCAGAAGGUCCAAGUCUGUAACUUCUCUCGAGAACUGUUGGAGAAGAUGUACGAAGACCCAUUGUUUAAUAUCUUAGACAUCAAUCAGGCACUGUAUAGGAAAGUUAAACCUCUCAAUUCUUGUAAGGAACUGCGGACUCAACUUUUCUUUUUGAAGGAUUUCCUCAAAACCUGCAGGUUGAGUCAAAGUCUGCAGGCAACCUACGAGUCUCAACCCUCACACCUACUCAAUGAGCCUCAUCUUUACUCACUGAGUGAUCUUCAUCGAGUACGUAGCGGUGAGAUGGAAACAGAACUAAUGCAACUCGUUGAAGAUGCUGUGACUCACGUCAGUCAAUGCCAACUAUGCCAGGCCAAAGGAUUCAUUUGUGAAGUGUGCAACAACGAUCAAGACAUCAUUUUUCCAUUCCAGUUACAGAAGACUUACCAGUGUCAAGAUUGUUGGGCGUGUUAUCAUAAACCAUGUUUCUUGACUGUUGAGUCUUGUCCAAAGUGUCUCCGAAUCAAUCAAAGGAAAAUCAGUCAAAUUGCCAAGAAGAAAGAAGUUUUCAGCGAUGAAGAAGAAGAAUUACCAAGUAAGAGGUGACAUGACAUAGAGGAGCAGUCAAAUUUUGAGUUUGUUACUAUUUGACACAAAAUGUAGCAAACAAUACAGUUGUAAUUGAUGCCCACCAAUAG